Messenger RNA from Myxozyma melibiosi, 1652 nucleotides. RefSeq lists its product as uncharacterized. The record is from RefSeq and is a predicted model, not a curated record. Lineage: Eukaryota; Fungi; Ascomycota; Lipomycetes; Lipomycetales; Lipomycetaceae. Bases 500 to 1525 code for a protein of 341 amino acids. The transcript is spliced from 2 exons.
CAGCAGCAGAGGUGAUCUGUCCAGCGUUCAGCCGGACUGCUAUUAAUUGGCUCAUGCAGCGGAGGAAAUUUACUUUGAGUGUAUUGCAAAGAUAAUGGAGGACUACUGCGAUUCGUGGGUGUCAGCGAUGCUCUGGCGCUGAGGAAUUGCAGGUGCGGAGAUCUGCAUUCUAUCAGCCUACGACCAAGAACACCAUCCUCGAGCAAGCAUCCAAUUUCUCAUAUAACAUCAUAUUAGAUUGAUCGAGUGCCAACCAUUGAUCAGCAGGGAGUGGUUCUGAGAAGUUCCCGAGGAUGAGCAGCAAAGAAAGUGAAAUGAUGUCAUUCUGCUCACUCAUGGUUACCGGGGCAUUCGAUCGACGGUGAACUGUUCCUAAAUCGUCACCCACUCUCUCGGCUUGGUCUCUACAUAAAUACACCGGUCUGUUCUUGUUCGUCACUGAUCUGCCUACUAUCUUUUUUCUGCCUUUACCCUCUGUUCUUGCUACUCUUGAUUCGCAAUGAAGUUCUUUGCUCUCCUGUUGCUGGCUUGUGUCGUCCUUUCUGUGUCGGCAUGGUCUCCCCUCGGCUCUCACUCCCAUUCUUCCGAGUUCAAUUCCUGGGACACCAAGCGUCUCAGCAAAUGGCUCGAAGACAACAACAUCAAGUUUGAGAACAAAAAGUCCCGCGACGAUCUGCUUGGGGUCGUGCGCAAGAACUGGAACUCCGUCACUGCCUCCGCCAGCCCCUUCUCUACCUGGAGCGACGAUCGCUUGGCGGACUAUUUGUCUGAGAAAGGCGUUGCUGUCAAGGAAUCUGCAAAGCAGAACCGCGACUGGUUGCUCGAGCAGGUGCAAAAUACUUGGAAGAGCACCAGCGAUGAGGCUGAGGAGAAAUAUGCAGAGACAAAGGACUACGCAUAUGACAGUUGGAGUGGAUUCAAGUCUUCUGCUGCGUCUACCAAAGACUACCUUAUGCAGAAGAUUGCCGAGAACUACAACUACGUUGUCUCAAAGUCCAAGAAGGCGUCCUCGGACGUUGCCGAUUCGGUCUACGAGACUUGGUCUGAGGCUGAUCUGAAAGGAUGGAUUGAGAGUCACGGUUACAAGGUCCCUGAGACACCCACUCGCGAAGAGCUUCUGGAGCUUGUGCGCGAAUAUUCCUCGGACGCCAAGCAGACCGCUCAAAACGUCGCUGAUUCGGCUUACGACAAGUGGUCCAGAUCUGAUCUCGAGAGCUGGCUCGUGAGCAAUGGCUACAAGGCUCCCGCAAAGACGACGACAAAGGAAGAGCUGGUCAACCUUGUUCGCAGCUACUCCUCGAAGGGUAAAGAGGCUGUCCAGGGCGCCUCUGACUCGGCUUAUGAUUCGUGGUCCAGAUCUAAACUUGAAAGCUGGCUCGUGAGCCAUGGCUUGAAGGCGCCCGCAAAGACCUCUACUAAGGAGGAGCUGAUCAACCUCGUGCGCAAGCACUCGAACAAUGCAAAGGAUGCUCUCAAGAACGCGAAAGAUCAAGUGACUUUCAACAGGCUUAAGGAUGAAGCUUGAGUGAAGGCAGUGGAUGUGGCGUUUGAUAUGGCUUCUCUCAGAUUUAUAAGUGUUGGCGCUCGUCAGGUAUAGCUUGUAGGCUAGUUAGUGGGUGAAAAAUUAAUACGAUUGCUUAAUUUUGAACAGA